Messenger RNA from Paramormyrops kingsleyae, 3287 nucleotides. RefSeq names its product ubiquitin-like domain containing CTD phosphatase 1 (gene ublcp1). Gene Ontology annotation, biological process: protein dephosphorylation; regulation of proteasome assembly. Gene Ontology annotation, molecular function: protein serine/threonine phosphatase activity; protein binding. The record is from RefSeq and is a predicted model, not a curated record. Gene Ontology annotation, cellular component: nucleus. NCBI's taxonomy places the organism in Eukaryota, Metazoa, Chordata, Actinopteri, Osteoglossiformes, Mormyridae.
GCCCCCGACUUCCUCCGGCACCGGAAGCUGAAGGCGGGACGGCGCUUGGUAACAAACCGGAGCAUCACUGGGAGACAGGAAGGAGUGUCCGCGCUGAAUGGGAUCGCAUCGCUCAAAUCGCCGGCCCAGUACCCUGUCUCUUUAUCAGCUUCACACGCCGCACUGCUGCAAAGAAAAAAAGCCCAGUGGAGGGGAAAAACAGAACAGAUCGCGACUCGCAGCGCGAUGUCCGUCUCCGUGAUAAUUAAGUGGGGUGGCCAUGAAUACUUCAUCAGCACCUUGUCCGAGGAGGACACCGUGUUGGAUCUCAAGCAGUCCAUCAAGACCCUGACUGGCGUGUUGCCAGAAAGGCAGAAGCUCCUCGGCCUGAAAGUGAAAGGCAAACCAGCAGAGGAUGACAUCAAACUGGGAAGCCUGAAGCUGAAGCCAAACACAAAGAUCAUGAUGAUGGGCAGCAGAGAGGAGAGCCUGGAAGACGUUUUGGCCCCUCCUCCGGAAAACGACGACGUCGUCAACGAUUUCGAUAUUGAGGAAGAGGUCAUCGAAGCAGAAAACAGGGAAGAGAACUUGGCAAAGAUCGCCCGUCGGGUGAAGGAGUACAGGGUGGAAGAGCUGAACCCUCCAAGAGACGGCAAGAGACUGCUGGUGCUGGAUGUGGACUAUACUCUGUUUGACCACAAAUCCUGUGCCGAGACGGGACAAGAGCUGAUGAGGCCAUACCUGCACGAGUUUCUCACCUCUGCGUACGAGGACUACGACAUUGUCAUCUGGUCGGCCACUAGUAUGAAGUGGAUCGACGCCAAAAUGAAAGAGCUUGGGGUGACGGACAACCCCAACUACAAGAUCACCUUCAUGCUGGACAGCGCGGCUAUGAUCACUGUGCACACGCCAAAGAGAGGUGUGGUGGAGGUAAAGCCCCUGGGAGUAAUUUGGGGCAAAUACGGCACAUUCUACAACAAGAAGAACACCAUCAUGUUUGAUGACAUCGGUAGGAAUUUCCUUAUGAACCCACAGAACGGAUUAAAGAUCCGGCCAUUUAUGAAGGCACACCUAAACCGUGAGAAAGACAGGGAGCUUUUCAAACUGUCCCAGUACCUCAAGGAAAUCGCGAAACUGGAGGACUUCUCCGGCCUAAAUCACAAACACUGGGAAAGGUACCUCUCGAAGAAGCAGAACCAGUAGAAAUCCCUAACUGGGAGCAAGACCAUUUGGAGAAGUACAGGACACUGCAGGUCACGCCAACCCACUACUGCUGGUCGUCAUUAAGCUCGUUACGUCUUUCCCACUCUCUGUCUCUCUACCCUCCCUUCCUUACUCUUCUCCUUUCAUCUCGCCUUCUGUUCUUCAUCAGCGUUUUGCUUCUUGGUGCCGGUCCGGUCUGUUGGUGCGGAGCUUGUUACAGUCCCGUGAAGGACCACAGUCUCCGCACACCUUUCUCCUCAAAGAGAGCCCAGCCUCACACAGUCAAGAAUAUUAGCGUUUCAGGUCUAAACCUUCAUUCCUCUAGACACCUUUCUUUUGAACUGCUGAAGCUGUCUCUGAAAAUCUUAAUGGUACCAGAAGUGAAACGGUCGUCGAGUUUGGUGCGCUGUGCUUCACCGCCAGUUUACAAAUGGAUGUAUGUCUGGAGUAAUGUUCUCACCACUGGGAAAUGUAUAAUGCCCCCGAGAUAUGCUGCUGAUCCUCUGGACAUUUAUGGAGUAAAUAUUCUAUGAAUAGUUUUAAGGAGAGAGUUCUGUCUGGCAAAUUGUAAAGCGAAAAAGGAAAGGAAAAAAAAAUCGGUUGUUAGGUGUUGUUUUUUCUUUCCCCCUGUUCCUCCGAGUUUAGGAUUCCGUACCGUUCGGUGCCGCUUGUCUGAAGCCGUAUUAAGUUACCGCUCCGGGAAGCUGAGGUGUGAAAAUGCAGCUCAUUACCACUCCAUUCCUCUGCAAAUGCAUAAUUCAGAAAUAAUGUUUGUUAUAUUCGUGUGGGGGUCAGGUUUGCACGGGCUGCCGCACAUUAUCAAAAGCCGAAAUAAGUUAGCGCUCCGGGAAGCUGUAGCGUGGAAACCAGCCCAUUUGUACGAACUGUGUUUUUUUUUUUUUUUGUUCUCUAGAAGGUGUGUGGAAGUGUGUUUUGGAGAGCUAACUUGUCAGGUAGUGUCUUUUCUUUAGUGGAAAUUUGAAGUCAUAAUUAGAUAAACCUGCUCUCCUAACGGGUAUCUCUAAGAUAUUCACUAUUGAGAGAAAACAGUCAUGUCUGUGGUUGACUGAUUUAUUUUUAAAUCUUCUCCUAAGACAAUUAUGCAGUAUAUCAAAAUAAAAUGCAGUGUUUUUUUAUUAUUUGAGAAAUGUUAUGGAAUGAACUACAAUAUACAUUUUAAAUACAUAAAGCAGUGACAUGAAUUAACGUGGCACCUAUGUAGAAGGGCACUAAGUUAUGAAGUGAUCGUCUGCAGUUCUGCAAUUCAGUCUAAGAAGCUAACUUGCUGGAGCCGUCGGACCAAUGUUAUCGCGGGAAAUGGGCACAUUGCAGAGCGUGUAGAUCAUCUGAUUUAUCACAGAAGGCAAAGGGUGGGUUGCAAUGGCCAAAAUAUCAAUAUUCUUAGCUAGUGAUAAUGGAGCUUAUUACCACAAUGCUUUUAAUUAACAAUAGUGAUUAAAAAGCCACUUUAAACAUCUUAAUGUAUUGCUUUGAAUGAUACAAGUAUUGAAGACUAGUGUAUCUGUCAGUACUCUUAAUUAAGGUUCUAAUAAGUUCACCAAUCGGGUUAGUUAGCUCGUCAAAGCCAAACAGUGAGGACCUGGUGAGAGCAUCAGCACACUGCAUGUGCGCUUAGCCUGCGGAAGCUCGCGAGGCGCCGUGCAGUGAGGACUGGGGCAUCCCCACUGUAACUGCCAAACCUUCCUUCUGUGGAAUUCCCACAGCGAGCGUGUCACUCAGCCUCUGCAGGACGGCUCUGACAUUUCCCAAAUGCAUAUUUAAUCCUCCGCAUGCAUGACGAUGCAUGAUUUAUUUUUUUGUUUGUUGUUUUUUUUUUUUUUUUUGCAAGUUUGUUUGGUUUACACAGGUUUUGUUUUAUAGAAAGGACAAGGUUUUUACAUCUUUUUCUUUUGUUUGUAAUUAAACACUCACACCAGUUCCCUCCUCUCACGUAGGGCAGUAUGGCAUGAGAUCGGACCCUGAAUGUUUGUAUGACUUGUCAUGGAGGAGUUUUUUGUUUGCUUGUAUGGACUUGACACUAUAAAACAUUGUGUUGGAUAUGGAGUAUCCAGUGGUAUCAUAAAAUAAACAUUUUUUUUGAGGAA